AUGAGCACUCCUACAGUUACCACGGCGCUUAUCGACUUCUCGGCUUUCCAGACUACAGAUCCGUCGAUUCGUGAAGCAACAGCCAAAGCCAUCCUCUCGGGCUUUCAAACAGCCGGCUUCAUCUACAUCCGCAAUCAUGGCAUCGACAAAGCUGCGGUAGAAGAGGCGUUCAAGUACAGCGCAGAGUUCUUCAAGAGACCAGUCAGUCAANAAGAGCAGCUUGCCUGGACAACACCUGAAGCCAAUCGCGGUUAUGUUCGGCAAGGACGCGAGAAGACGACUGAUCUCGUGGACCCUGUCGAAAUCGAAAAGCAAAGAGCGCUUGAAGGAGCUGACUUGAAGGAGUCUCUCGAGAUCGGCCGUGAGGGUGUUGAUGGGCUGGAAAAUCAAUGGCCAGACCGAUUCGACGAAGAUGGGAAAGUGUUUAGGGAGAAGAUGUUGGGUUUCUUUGAGGUCUGCAAGGACCUGCAUGUGCAGGUGAUGCAAGCGAUUGCUGUUGGUCUUGGUAUCGAUGCGCACUGGUUUGACAAGUUCUGUAAUGCAGGCGAUAACACUUUAAGGCUGUUGCACUAUCCGGCAGUGAGCAGCAAAGUGUUUGCCGAGAACAAGAACAGUGUUCGAGCAGGAGCACACACCGACUAUGNNGUUAGUGGAAUCAGCAAGCCAUGGUGUACACGGCUGACAGAAGCAGGAUCAAUCACGUUGCUAUUCCAGGACGCUCGAGGUGGUCUGCAAGUUCUGUCACCCAUGGGUACAUAUGUGAAUGCGACUCCAAUCCCGGAUACGAUUGUUGUCAACGCAGGAGAUUUGCUGGCAAGAUGGAGCAACGAUACGAUCAAGAGUACAAAGCAUCGCGUUGUCGAGCCACCAGUCAAGGCAGAUGCGGACUUUCAUCCUGCGAGAUACUCGAUGGCCUACUUCUGCAAUCCUAACUUUGACAGAUUCAUCGAUGCCAUCCCAGGGACAUUUGAUGAGGCCAAGCAGAAGAAGUAUCAGGGCGUGAAUAGUGGCGAUUAUCUGGUUCAGAGGUUGACGGCUACUUAUUGA
Aureobasidium musti is the source of this 1047-nucleotide messenger RNA. Lineage: Eukaryota; Fungi; Ascomycota; Dothideomycetes; Dothideales; Saccotheciaceae. The record is from the annotation of a GenBank genome assembly.